CAUCUUGCUUUGCAUACGUGGUGCUUUGUGCACUCCUUACCUGAGGCUCGGCCAUGCCCUGGAACACCUAUAGCCUCCCAUCCCCGCUGCCUGGCCCUGAGCAAAGUUCGACUCGUCUCCCCCUCCCCCCUCAGGCUUCCGCCCCAUUGUCUACUCAUAAAUCUACUACUCCGCUGCUUUAUGGCCGGGCGUGAGCACAUCACAGGAGUCUUAUCAGAUCCUGGGCAAUGACCCUCUUCACUGCCCCAUGCUGGCUCUUCUGUGCUCCACCCAUUGUAGAUAUCCUGAGGAGCUUCAUGUCCGCAGGGAUCAUCCAGCACGAAGGCUCCAUUGUUCAAGACAUAACAGUUGGUACUAAGCGGGGAUCUGACGAACUUUUCUCUUGUGUUACUAACGGACCUUAUAUCAUGAGCAGCUCUGCUUCUGCAGCAAAUGGAAAUGACAGCAAGAAGUUUAAAGGAGACAAUAGAUCUGUAGGAGUUGGUUCUAAAGUGAUCCAUGUCAGAAAGCUUCCAGGGGAUGUUACAGAGGCUGAAGUCAUAGCUCUUGGCCUUCCAUUUGGGAAAGUGACGAAUCUCUUGAUGCUGAAAGGCAAAAAUCAGGCUUUUAUCGAGAUGAACACUGAAGAAGCUGCUAAUACAAUGGUAAAUUAUUUUGCCACAGUCACACCAGUGCUCAGGAGUCAACCCAUCUACAUUCAGUUCUCCAACCACAAAGAACUGAAGACUGACAACUCUCCUAACCAAGCAAGGGCACAGGCCGCACUGCAGGCUGUGAAUUCUGUCCAACCUACUGGUGUUGCAUUGUCGACAGCUACAACAAUGGAUGCUGGCAUGGCAAUGUCAGGACAGAGCCCAGUCCUCAGGAUAAUUGUGGAAAAUCUCUUUUAUCCAGUUACUCUUGAUGUCUUGCAUCAGAUAUUUUCAAAGUUUGGAACUGUACUUAAGAUAAUAACAUUCACAAAGAACAAUCAGUUUCAGGCACUCUUGCAGUAUUCUGAUCCUCUGAGUGCCCAGCAUGCCAAACUGGCCCUGGACGGCCAGAACAUCUAUAAUGCUUGCUGUACACUUAGAAUUGACUUUUCAAAACUCACCAGCCUUAAUGUAAAAUACAACAAUGACAAAAGCAGAGAUUACACACGCCCUGACUUGCCAUCUGGUGAUGGACAGCCUACAUUGGAUCAAACCAUUGCUGCGUUUGGAGCCCCUGGACUGAUAUCUGCCAACCCAUAUGCUAGUGCAGGUUUUCCACCAGCCUUUGCUAUUCAACAAGGUGUCCAUGGAACACUUACACCCCUAACACUCCCAUCAGCAGCGGCGGCAGCCGCUGCUGCUAGCAGACUUGGCAUACAUGGCCUGGGAAUUCCUGGAAACUCUGUUCUGCUCGUCAGCAACCUUAGUCCAGAGAGAGUUACACCCCAAUGCCUAUUUAUUCUUUUCGGUGUAUAUGGUGAUGUACACAGAGUGAAAAUUCUCUUCAACAAGAAGGAAAAUGCACUUAUUCAAAUGGCUGAUGGAAACCAAGCUCAACUAGCCAUGAGUCACUUAAAUGGACAAAGACUGCAUGGAAAGCCUCUUCGUAUUACAUUAUCAAAACACCAGACUGUGCAGUUACCCAAAGAGGGCCAGGAAGACCAAGGCUUAACAAAAGACUUUACCAAUUCUCCACUCCAUCGUUUUAAGAAGCCAGGUUCCAAGAACUUCCAAAACAUUUUCCCUCCUUCAGCCACACUCCACCUUUCAAACAUACCGCCUUCUGUAAGUGAAGAGGAGUUAAAGCUUCUGUUCUCACAAGAGGGGUGCACAGUAAAAGGAUUCAAAUUCUUCCAGAAAGACCGCAAGAUGGCUCUCAUCCAGAUGGGAUCAGUUGACGAAGCAAUAGAGUCACUCAUAGAACUUCACAAUCAUGAUAUCGGGGAGAACCAUCACCUGCGAGUUUCCUUUUCAAAGUCCACUAUUUAAGUUGUGGAUGAAAGACUUUUCAGCCCUUUAGAGGGUGACCUAAUGUCUCAAAGGGCUCACUUCCAUCAUUCCAGAUAAAAGCCACUUUACAGGAUAGAAUGCAGCACUCAAGUGUCCUUGCAUUCCAGGUUUUAUUCCCCCUCCCCCUUUUUUUUUAAGCUUCCCUCCCCCCAAAAGACUGCAAUGAUAGUUGGGAUUAUAUGGUAGGAAUUGACUGGAGGUUUCCCCAUAGUUUUAUGAACUCCAUACUUAGAACGCAACUUGUGUGGCAGUUUCAUGCUUAAGGACCAAAUGAGGUUUCAGAGGCCAGCUACGAAUCCAGUUGUCACUAGACUUGUCACAAGGUGCACCAGGCUUUGCACCUUUGUUUUGAAAGGACCAUUUUGAAUGCAUAUCUGCCUAUCACAUUUUUUACUUUUAUUUUAUUUUUUUCAAAGACCAUAGCUAAUGGCAGUGGAUGUUUUUCCUAGUCACAUGCAUGCUGGCUUUCUAUGUGCCUAUACUUUAAUGUGGAAUUGUGUUGAAUGGCAUAAAUUUGUAUUUUACAGGGUGACAAGCAUUCUAAUCAUUCCUGUACAAUGUCAUACCAAAUAUUGUUUUGAAAGGACCCUUACACAUGGUACAUUCACAGUAUUUGUCUGUGUUCAGAAAGCCCUGACUACUGGCAUUGUUGAGUGAAACAGUGCCUUACCCCCACACCCCAGUGUCAUUGUCUACACUCUUAAAUUAAUGCUCUUUAAGUGUAUGUCCAUUCCCAAUGCUGUUAAACAAACAUACAUGUAUUUGUAUGUAUCAAAGUGAGGACCAAAUCUUCUCUACCUUCAGUGAAAUCUGUUAUAAAGGUUGGAUCCAAAUGCCUUAUCUUUAUUAAAGGGAUAUUGCUAGUU
Molecule: messenger RNA, 2848 nt
Organism: Hyla sarda
Lineage: Eukaryota; Metazoa; Chordata; Amphibia; Anura; Hylidae
Gene: PTBP1
Product: polypyrimidine tract binding protein 1
Exons: 15
Coding region: 228-1961 (577 amino acids)
Biological process (GO): mRNA processing; regulation of RNA splicing; regulation of cell differentiation
Cellular component (GO): nucleus
Molecular function (GO): mRNA binding
Source: RefSeq, a predicted model, not a curated record